This is a messenger RNA of Spinacia oleracea (spinach), 858 nucleotides long. Its product is annotated as phosphatidylinositol N-acetylglucosaminyltransferase subunit P. The transcript is spliced from 5 exons. The record is from RefSeq and is a predicted model, not a curated record. Bases 211 to 714 code for a protein of 167 amino acids. NCBI's taxonomy places the organism in Eukaryota, Viridiplantae, Streptophyta, Magnoliopsida, Caryophyllales, Amaranthaceae.
GCUCUGACAUCCGAUUAACACGCACUCGUUAAUCGGUUAGAUUAACGGGGAAUUUCUCUAUCAGGGAACAAGGGAAGAUGCUACGAUUUCUGGAUCGACUUCAGCCGAGUGUAUGUCUCGUUGUCGUGAACCCAAGGACUGCUCCCUCCUUCGCGAAGAUUACCUCCAGUGCUUUCAUCCCUCCAAAUAGGUUGUGUACUAAAGUACUAUAUGGAGGAUCCUCCUCCUGUCAACAGCCCAAGAAGAGUCCUCAGCCUGUCAAGGAAAAGGAAAGGUGUUAGCUCCUUCUUGAAUUUUGAAAAUAAGGCUUCUGGAUUGGGUCUAUCUGGUCAACAUGGUCCAAAACCAGCUGAAGUAUAUGGAUUUGUGGGUUCCAUAACUACUAUUGUUGCAACAGCCAUAUUCUUCAUAUGGGCAUAUUUUCCUGAGCAUUGGUUGCAUUCUAUUGGGAUCUUCUACUAUCCUAGCAGGUAUUGGGCUGUAGCUGUUCCAACUUAUUGUAUGGUGAUAAUAGUCUUAGGACUGGCAUUUUAUAUAGGUCUCAACUUUAUGGCAACACCUUCUCCAACUUCUUUAAAUGUGAUUUUUGAUGAGCACAGUAGAGAGCCACAAGAAUUCACGACAUCAGCGAUCGAAGAUAAUCUGCCUAUUGAACCCAUCUCGGAUAUUGGCAUCAACCAAAUUAACGAGCUUAUGUUUAGAGAUUUGAAAUGACAAAUGUAUUAGUUUGACAUGUGGACUAAGUAGAUAUCUGGUAAGUGUAAGAUUGUGACUGAAGGUGGUUGUAUAUAUUUGUUCUAGGCCGACUUGCAACAUUGAGUAACAUUUACACAUGGUCUUUUCUGCCUUUCUCUACAA